This is a messenger RNA of Haemorhous mexicanus (house finch), 2413 nucleotides long. RefSeq names its product histone-lysine N-methyltransferase 2B-like. The transcript is spliced from 5 exons. Bases 53 to 1168 code for a protein of 371 amino acids. Gene Ontology annotation, biological process: positive regulation of DNA-templated transcription. Gene Ontology annotation, molecular function: protein binding; histone H3K4 methyltransferase activity. The record is from RefSeq and is a predicted model, not a curated record. Gene Ontology annotation, cellular component: histone methyltransferase complex. NCBI's taxonomy places the organism in Eukaryota, Metazoa, Chordata, Aves, Passeriformes, Fringillidae.
CUGGGGGUCCCCUCUAAGGCCUCCCCUCCCCCACAGGAAGUGCACCUUCGACAUGUUCAGCUUCCUGGCGUCCCAGCACCGCGCCCUGCCCCAGGGACCCCCGCCCCGCGAGGAGGAGGAGGACGAGGUGCAGCUCAAGCCCACCCGCCGCGCCACCAGCCUGGAGCUGCCCAUGGCCAUGCGCUUCCGGCACCUCAAGAGAACGGCCAAGGAGGCGGUGGGCGUCUACCGCUCAGCCAUCCACGGGAGGGGCCUGUUCUGCAAGAGGAACAUCGAGGCCGGGGAGAUGGUGAUAGAAUAUUCCGGAAUCGUCGUGCGCUCCGUGCUCACCGACAAGCGGGAGAAGUUCUACGACAGCAAGGGCAUCGGCUGCUACAUGUUCCGCAUCGACGAGGCCGAGGUGGUGGACGCCACCAUGCACGGCAGCGCCGCGCGCUUCAUCAACCACUCGUGCGAGCCCAACUGCUACUCGCGCGUCAUCCACGUGGAGGGCCACAAGCGCAUCGUCAUCUUCGCCCUGCGCCGCAUCCUGCGCGGCGAGGAGCUCACCUACGACUACAAGUUCCCCAUCGAGGAGCCGGCGGCCAAGCUGCCUGCAACUGCGGCGCCCGGCGCUGCCGGCGCUUCCUCAACUGAGCCGGGGGAGGGUCCCCGGGGGGGGUUUGAGGGGGUCGGGAUGGAGGUGUGGGAGGAUGGAGAGGUUCUGGAGGUGGUUGGAGGUGAUUGGGAGAUGCAGAGGGGGGUUUUGGAGGAGGUUGUGGAGGUGUUGUGGGCAACCAGGUGUGGUGGUGGUCAACCAAGAGUCACGGAGGUCAACCAAGAAUCAUGGCGGUCAAUCAAGAGCCAUAGGGGUCAACCAAGAGUCCUGGAGGUCAACCAAGAGUCCUGGAGAUCGACCGGGAGUUGUGGUGGUCAACCAAAAAUUAUGGCGGUCAGUCAAGAGCCAAAGGGGCAGCCAAGAGUUGUGGUGGUCAACCAGGAGUUGGGGAGGUCAACCAAGAGUCCUGGAGCUCAGCCAAGAAUCAUGGAGGUCAACCAAGCAUCACGGUGGUCAACCAAGCAUCAUGGUGGUCAACCAAGAGUCAUGGUGGUCAGCCAGGAAUUGGGGUGGUCAAUACAGAGUUGUGGUGGCCAACCAAGAAUCAUGGUGGUCAAUCAAGAGCCAUAGGGGUCAACCAGAUGUCCUGGAGGUCAACCAAGAGUCCUGGACGUCAACCAAGAGUUGUGGUGGUCAACCAGGAGUUGGGGGGGGGUCAACCAAGAGUUGUGGAAGUCAACGAAGAAUCUUGGUGAUCAACCAAGAGUUGCAGAAGUCAACCAAGAGCCAUAGGGUCAGCCAAGAAUCAUGGUGGUCAACCAAGAGUCCUGGAAGUCAACCAAGAGUUGUGGUGGUCAACCAAGAGUCCUGGAAGUCAACCAAGAGUUGUGGUGGCCAACCAAGAGUCCUGGAGGUCAACCAAGAAUCAAGGUGGUCAACCAAGUGUCAUGGAGAUCAGCCAGGUAUCAUGGUGGUCAACCAAGAGUUGUGGUGGUCAACCAAGAAUCAUGGUGGUCAACCAAGAGUCUUGGAAGUCAACCAAGAGUUGUGGUAGCCAACCAAGAGUCCUGGAGGUCAACCUAGAGUUGUGGUGGCCAACCAAGAAUCAUGGUGGCCAACCAAGUGUCAUGGAGAUCAGCCAGCUAUCAUGGUGGUCAGCCAAGAGUCAUGGGAAGAAGAUACUGCGGUGUUCCUUGAAGCCAUGGAGAUGCCUCCAGUCAACUGGGAAGACCCAAAAAUCAUGGACAGGUCCUGGAGAAGGUCCUGGAAGUCCUGGAGGUUCCUCCAGUCAAUCAAGAGUUGUGGAGGUCAACCAAGAGUCAUGGGAAGAAGAUGUUGGGGUGCUCCUGGAAGUCCUUGAGAUGCCUCCAGUCAACCGGAAGGUCCCGAAAACCUCGGGAACGAAAUUUUGGGUGCUCAUGGAAGUCCUUGAGAUGCCUCCACUCAACCAGAAGGUCCCAAAAACCGCGGGAACGAAAUUUUGGGUGCUCAUGGAAGUCCUUGAGAUGCCUCCACUCAACCAGAAGGUCCCAAAAACCACGGGAACGAAAUUUUGGGUGCUCAUGGAAGUCCUUGAGAUGCCUCCACUCAACCAGAAGGUCCCAAAAACCACGGGAAUGAAAUUUUGGGUGCUCAUGGAAGUCCUUGAGAUGCCUCCAGCCCUGGAGACCCCUCCCCCCCCCAGAUUCCCCCCAUGGGGCCCCCCCAAACCCCUCCCAUGGGCCCCUCCCCCAAUUCCCCUCCCCCAAAAUGGGUCCAGCCCCUCCCCCCUCAGCAUUUUUGGGGCGUUUCCGGGUGUUUUUGGGAUUUUAGGGUUUUGUAUUUUAAUUUAAAGGCGGCGCAAGCUCCGCCCACAAUAAAGACUCUGAUUGGUCA